Molecule: messenger RNA, 2028 nt
Organism: Sardina pilchardus (European sardine)
Lineage: Eukaryota; Metazoa; Chordata; Actinopteri; Clupeiformes; Clupeidae
Gene: hapln1a
Product: hyaluronan and proteoglycan link protein 1a
Exons: 4
Coding region: 335-1408 (357 amino acids)
Biological process (GO): central nervous system development; skeletal system development; glial cell differentiation
Cellular component (GO): synapse; perineuronal net
Molecular function (GO): hyaluronic acid binding
Source: RefSeq, a predicted model, not a curated record
CAAACUUCCCCCCACUUGGUACCACGCUCUUCUGCUGUCUGCCCGCUUGCCUGCCUGCCUGCCUGCCUGCGCGCCUGCCUGCUUGCCCGCUACUUCAGUCUGCUGGCAAACACAAAAGAAAGAGUGAGGGCAGAGAGAAAGUGAGAAAGAGAGAGAGAGACACAGAGAGAGUGAGAGGGGUUUAGUUUUUUUUUUUUAAUGCUGUGUGCACUUUAAAACAAAAAAAAGAAAAGAAUACAGAAGCAUCUCUGUCCACAAUUGUUUUUAACUUUCCUAGAGAAGAGGCCCCUGGAAAGAAAAAGCAAACAAAAAAGGCAACCACCCAGAAGAGAAGAUGAUUAUUCUGCUUUCCAUGGCGAUGCUGGCCCUGAGCCUGGCCAACGGUGUGCAAGGACAGGCCGGCAGUGCUGUCUUCACCACAGAACCUGUUCCAGACGUCGAGGUCAUCUCCGGUCAUUCUCCCAACAUCGUCGCCACCCGAGGAGGUAACCUCACCCUGCCAUGUCGCCUGCACCGCACCUUCGGCUUCAACUUCGGCAGCACUGGCAUGAGGGUGAAGUGGACCAAGUACAACGAGGACCUCUCUCAGGAGAGUGACGUGUUUGUGUCCAUGGGCUUCCACAAGAAGGCCUACGGCAAUUUCCAGGGCCGCACCUUCCUGCAGGAAGCUGACGACAACGAUGCCACCCUCAUCGUCAUGAACGUGGGCUUGGAAGACUAUGGCAAGUACAAGUGCGAGGUCAUUGAUGGCAUGGACGACACUGUUGUGGAGCUGACCGUGGAACUCCAAGAUAGCAAGGAAUCCCUUUUGCUUUCCUCAGGUGUUGUGUACCCGUACUAUCCUCGCCUCGGCCGCUACAACCUGAACUUCCAUGAGGCUGAGAAGGCCUGUCUGGAUCAGGACUCUGUGGUGGCCUCCUUCGAGCAGCUGUACGAUGCCUGGCAGGACGGCCUGGACUGGUGCAAUGCCGGCUGGUUGAACGACGGUUCCGUGCAGUACCCCAUCACCAAGCCCAGGGAGCCCUGCGGUGGCAAGGCCGGUGCCGGCCUCAGGAACUACGGCGUUCGUGACAAGACCAGCAGCUACUUCGAUGCCUUCUGCUUCUCUGGGCCUCUGACAGGGCGUUUCUACUGGUUGGUCCAGCCCGACAAGCUGACCUUCGAUGAGGCCGUGCAUGCUUGCCGGAACGACAGUGCCGAGAUUGCCAAGGUGGGCCACAUGUUUUCCGCUUGGAAGCUUCAGGGCUAUGACCGCUGCGAUGCCGGCUGGCUGGCUGACGGUAGUGUCCGCUACCCCAUCUCCAACCCCAGAAAGAACUGCAGCCCGACGGAGGCUGCUGUGCGCAUGGUCGGAUUCCCCGACAAGAAGCACAAGCUCUACGGUGUUUACUGCUACAAAUCCCAGUAAGAACUGGUAACCCAGAUAUGUCAAGGUUCGAACAGAACAACCAAAGAGAUAGACGCAAAAAAAAACACGUUUUAGUACACAAUGGACUAUUAGCAUGAACUAGCAUUAUUCCACCAAAACUGUGAUAACCUUUAUAUUAUAAAUAAAAACUGAGAAUAAACCUCAGAUACUGUAAAAGAUACUUUAUAUACUGAAACAUUCCACACAUAUCCAUUGGUAAACCGCAUAAAAGUUAUUGAAAGUUCAUGAAAUAUUGAUAAAUACAAACAAUUGGACAUUUUGUACAUCUAUGCAACUCAAGUGGUAGAUGAAUGGGAUGGUCGUAGAUUGAGACACAUCAGGCUAGCUAUGAUUAUUUUCUGUGAAUGUGUCAGAGUAGUUCAAUGAAGCACAUUUUAUUUCUUUGAAAUCUAAAAAGCCACUGUUAGAUUGGAAAGACUGAAAUCCAAAUUUACUUUUUUUAUUUUGGUCUGGUCUGUAACUGUUAUUUACUUUCUUUGUCACUCACAAGACUCAUGUUCAUUUUCCUUUGACAGCUUUUCAGUGUACUCUUGAACAUUAUAAACUGUGAUCAUGUGUUUGAUUUAUCUGCUUGAAAUAUAAAAUGAAUGUAUGUGUCA